Molecule: messenger RNA, 2671 nt
Organism: Acanthochromis polyacanthus (spiny chromis)
Lineage: Eukaryota; Metazoa; Chordata; Actinopteri; Pomacentridae
Gene: dpm2
Product: dolichyl-phosphate mannosyltransferase subunit 2, regulatory
Exons: 4
Coding region: 97-348 (83 amino acids)
Biological process (GO): GPI anchor biosynthetic process
Cellular component (GO): endoplasmic reticulum membrane; dolichol-phosphate-mannose synthase complex
Molecular function (GO): enzyme regulator activity
Source: RefSeq, a predicted model, not a curated record
GCGCUCCUCAGAUGGACGCUGUUAGCCGGAUUUCUCUACACAAAGAAGAAGAGCAGGAAGCGUCAGCAAAUAACAUCACCUGGCUGCUGGUCAGAAAUGGCUACAGGAGUGGAUCAAGCAGUUGGUAUGAGUCUUGUUGUCUUUAGCCUCCUGCUGUUUACAUACUAUUCUGUGUGGGUCAUCGUCCUGCCGUUUGUGGAAAACGAUCACGUACUGCACAAAUAUUUCCUGCCCAGAGAGUACUCGGUCAUUCUUCCAGGCAUUGCAGCAGUAAUACUGCUCCUCUGUAUAGGGGCCUUCACUGCAGUUAUCAUGUGGAAGAAUCGCAAACCGAAGAAAGUGGACUAAUUUCAGGAUGUGAGAGGGACUGCUGUGGAUUUAUACUGUCAUACAACCAAAAACUUUAACUGCAUUUUCUAGUAAAUUGUCCUGUGUAUAUAUAUGUAUGUAUGUAUAUAUAUAUAUAUAUAUAUAUAUAUAUAUAUAUAUAUACACACACAUAUAUAUAUCUUAGAAAAUAGUUUUUCUAAGAUAUAUUAUUGAUUCAACUCAUUUAGAGCUGAUAAAAAUGUCUAUGUGAUGAAUUUGGAAACUGUCCACUUUGGAAAUCAUGACCGGCAGCAUUGGAAAAGAAACAAAGAAUGAAUUCACUGAAGACAAACAGACUGAAUUGGUUUCAUUCUGGAAACUAAGACUUGGGCCAUCAGAACAAGUUGCAUGUAAAAAAUGUACAGGUUUGAAUGUUUUCUAGCAUUGUGUCACCUUCACCUACUGGAUCAAAUUUAAUAUGGUUAUGGGACAAGAUAUACUUUAUAAUAUCCUCUUGGAAUGUGAAAUAUUUCCAUUGACAAUGUAAACCCUUGUGUUUACACUAGUGUUCAAAAAUUUGGGGUCACCCACUCAAUUUCAUGUUUUCCAUGAAAACUCACACUUUUAUCCAUGUGCUAACAUAACUGCACAAGGGUUUUCUAAUCAUCGAUUAGCCUUUUAACAUCAUUAGCUAACACAAUGUAGCAUUAGGACAGAGGAGUGAUGGUUGCUGGAAAUGUUCCUCUUUACCCCUAUUUAGAUAUUCCAUUACAAAUCAGCCGUUUCCAGUUACAAGAGUCAUUUACCGCAUUAACAAUGUCCAGACUGGAUUUCUGACUAAUUUAACAUCAUCUUCAUUGAAAAAAAUGCUUUUCCCCCCGAAAAAUAAGGACAUUUCUAAGUGACCCCAAACUUUUGAACAGCAGUGUAUCAACCUACUCUGUAUUCUUAUGGAUGUAUUUGAGUUUAAAAGCAUAUAGGCUGUAAGGUGUGGUUCAUUAAUAUUAGGGAGGCUCUCCAUAGGUGGUGUUACAACACAUAACAGUGCAACUGCCCAAGAGCUGAUGCAAUGACACGUGUUACCUUGCAACUGAUAUGUGACUUCAUAGAAUACAAUAGCAGUGGGUGUUUUGAUGUGAGCCCCUAUGGGUCUGGGGGCCCCAGAGCAGCUAUUGGGUUUGGACAUUGUUCAGAGACAGUAAGUAAGGUGAAAGGGACAGGUGGAUACUAUUGUUGCUGAUCACUCUUCUUAUCAGCAGCUAGAGUAGCAGCAGAACUGCACACCUCAUCUAGAUGAUUAACACCUUAAUAUACCACGUGCUCCUUCCCCUUUGAUUUUCCCUUACAUAGCAUUAGGAUUUUUAAAAGUAUCUCACCCCUCACUGUGUGACAGUAUCAGGUUUUUCCAAACCUUUAUUAAAUCUCCAGUAUAUGAUGGUUACACUACAACAACAGCUUUUCAUAGAAUGCAACCAUUUUGUUCUAUGAUAACUGUUCUACAUUUUUGCAACUUUCUUGUGUGUUUUUAAAAAUGAGUCAUCACACAUUUGUAGAAAUGUUCCAGACAUCUUUAGACCCACUUCCAAUAAAUUUCACAAUUCAGUCUGACACAUUUGGCAUCUUUGGAAACUGAGUUCUACACUGGAAUUUUGAACUACAUUUUCCUGUUGUGGGUUUGAACAAAAUACACUUUUUCACAAUGUGUCACGAUGCGCCAAACCUUUGAGCUUGGUCAGUGUGUGUAAGUGGAGCUGACUCACUCUGUUUGUCAGCAACCUUAUCACUUACUCAUUGCCUCUUCAGUCUUAUGUUUCCUCUGACUCCUCAUCUCAGUGUUUGUUUACACCAUACAGACAUCUGAAAUAUAUUUCCCCCUUUAUUUGGUUAGUUCAGUGUUACUUCCAAUGAGGCAAAAAAAAAAGAAAAGCUGCACAAUUCUUGGGAACGCAUCUGCAGGUUGGAAGAAACUAACAGAACUCUGACUCACUCUCUGUGCCACCUUAAAAACUACAAACCACACAUAUUGAAUCAAUAUUUACAAAAGUCACAGCAGAGCUCUCUCAACUCUGAAAAAAUUGUUAAUGCCUCAUAUAUAAUAUUCAAUAAAUAAGAAAAAUAUAUAUUUUUUUUUACAUUUGGGCCAAUCUGGUGAUGGACAGUAGUGGGGCAGGGUGGCAGGAAUUUGUGUCAUUUGUGAGAAGAAUGACAAGAGACUGUAUGAAUACUAUGACUAGAAAUGUGUUUUUCUAAUGUGUCAGAGUGUACAUGAGGUAACUUGUUUUUAUGCAAACCAACAUUUUAUCAACAAUGAGUGUGGAAAUGGGGCCAGUGGUCCUUUCUGUUGAAUAAAAUGUAGAAGCUG